AUGUGGCUAAUCGUAGAAACUCAUAAAGCUCUUUUUAGAAUCGAAAAAAAAUAUCUCGUUUUUAGCGUAUUAUACCGUUCGAUAGAACUGUCAAACGGUGAAAAGUCAGUUAUUGAUGUUCAACGAUUAGCAGAGUUGCGUUAUCCCUUCGAUGAAAUGUUGAUUAAAAAAUUAUUUGGUCAACUAUCACUCGCGUCAUUUAAUAGAUUAAUCUCUACUGACUCGGGAAGACUUAGUCGCCCAUUGCCAGCAUCAUUUUAUACUAGUCCCGAAAUCUAUUCUCUCGAACGUCAGCAUAUAUUCGGUAACGACUGGCUAUAUGCUGGCCAUGUGGCUCAAUUACCAUCAAUUGGUUCAUAUCUCUCACUAAUAUUAGCUGAUUAUCCUAUAUUUUUGUAUCGAAAUAAAUCAAAUGAGAUUGUUGCAUUUCACAAUCAAUGUUCACAUCGAGCUGGACCUAUCGUUCCCAUGUCAAACGCUGUUACAUGUGGAACGCAGUCGCAAUUGAAAUGUAAAUAUCACGCAUGGUUAUAUGAUGAUCAAGGAAAAUUACGAGCAACACCACAUUUUGGAGUCGAUCUUACUGAUGAGCAGAAACAAUCGUUAGCAUUAAAAAAAUUAGCAGUAGAAGUUUUAUUUGAUCAUCUUGUAUUUAUUAAUAUAAAUGAAAGCAGCAAAAACAAUAAGGGCGCAUUAUCAUCAAAAUUAGCUCCACUAGCAAGUGAAAUGAAACAAUUUGAUUUAGAACAUUAUGAAUAUGCAAAAUCAAGUCAUCACCUUUUGAACUGUAAUUGGAAAACCUAUUGCGAAAACUAUCAAGAUCCAUAUCAUAUCUGGACCGUGCAUCCACGGUUAAAUUCACAAAUCGAUACAAAACACUAUACCGUUACCAACUAUUCAACAUUGUAUUCUAUUCAUUAUUGUCCAUCACGUGCAUCACUCUCAUCGUCUUCCCUUCAAGAAAAAUAUAUAUGGGCAUUUCUCUUUCCAAAUUUGGCUUUGAACCUGUAUGAAUAUGCAAUGUCAAUUGAACACAUUAUACCACUGUCAUACGAUAAGACAAUCUUAUCUUUCACAUACUUUCAAAAGCAAGGAAGAAAAACAAAGUCAGAUGAAGAGUUGAAACUGUUUGAACAAUCGUAUGAAAUAGAUAAAACUACUAUUGAAGAAGAUAAACAAAUAUGUGAACUGGUACAGAAAAAUUUAAAUAGUGGAGUAUACACACCAGGUUAUCUAAGUCCAGUGAGAGAGAAUGGAGUGGAGAUGUUUCAGGAAAAUAUUAAAUCAAAACUUGAACCAUAUUUAAGUGAGAAACAUCGAUCACAACUAGAAUAA
This is a messenger RNA of Didymodactylos carnosus, 1335 nucleotides long. The record is from the annotation of a GenBank genome assembly. NCBI's taxonomy places the organism in Eukaryota, Metazoa, Rotifera, Eurotatoria, Philodinida, Philodinidae.